AGCUCCGAAUGUCCUGGCUCAUCCGUGGAGUGUUGCAGGGAAAUGUCUCCUUGGUGCUGGUGGAGAACAAAACCGGGAAGGAACAAAGCAGAAUGAUCUGGCACGUUGCUCCCACGGAAGGCUUGAGCCUGUGGCAGUGGACGGCGCUGCCUCUCCUUGAUGUGGCCGACAGGUUCUGGUUGCAGAUCGUUGCCUGGUGGGAACAAGGAUCCAGAGCCACCGUGGCUUUCAACAAUAUCUCCAUCAGCCUGGACUGCUACCUCACCAUUGGUGGGGAGGACAAGAUGCUGCAGAAUACGGCACCCAAGUCAAGAAAUCUGUUUGAGGGAAACCCAAACAAGGAGACAAAACCCUGGGAAAGCACACCAAAAGAGAACCCCAUCUUUGACCCUACAGGUAAGGGUUCAACUUACAUAUCUGAGCAAAGUGAUCUUAUGUCGCAAAAGGUAGAAGAAAGAUAUGUGCUGUGA
Messenger RNA from Aethalodelphis obliquidens (Pacific white-sided dolphin), 470 nucleotides. RefSeq names its product ALK tyrosine kinase receptor-like. The record is from RefSeq and is a predicted model, not a curated record. Gene Ontology annotation, cellular component: membrane. Lineage: Eukaryota; Metazoa; Chordata; Mammalia; Artiodactyla; Delphinidae. Bases 9 to 470 code for a protein of 153 amino acids. The transcript has 3 exons.